Molecule: messenger RNA, 756 nt
Organism: Mycena indigotica
Lineage: Eukaryota; Fungi; Basidiomycota; Agaricomycetes; Agaricales; Mycenaceae
Product: Abhydrolase-2 domain-containing protein
Exons: 3
Coding region: 1-756 (251 amino acids)
Biological process (GO): protein depalmitoylation
Cellular component (GO): cytoplasm
Molecular function (GO): carboxylic ester hydrolase activity; palmitoyl-(protein) hydrolase activity
Source: RefSeq, a predicted model, not a curated record
AUGCCUGAUUUGCACAUUCAUGACGUCGACGACCAAAACGCGCAGCUGCCGCGAAUAAAACCGCCUCCUCGCAAGGCCAAAAUAUCGGUCCCCUUUUCAUACGCGGCCAGCGAUGACGGCACCGAUGAGAACUUGUUGAUCUUGCUCCAUGGCUUGGGCGACACGCAAAUCCCGUUUUUCAAGCUCGGCAAACAAUUGAAGCUCCCGCAAACGGCUGUCCUUGUCCUUCAAGCUCCAGAGAGGAUCCCAUUCCUCUAUGAGGAAGCAUACGCAUGGUACCCCUCAUUCGACCCACUAGGGGAACUUAUUCCCCGACCCAAUCCCACCUCUGCCCUCGAGCUGCUUGACAAGAUCAUCAACCAUCUCCGCGAGGAUUGCACUUGGCCUCUCGAUCGCGUCCAUCUCUUUGGUUUCGCCCAAGGCGGAAGCGUCGCGGCCGAAUUCGGUGUCAAACUGCACCGUGAGACGCUUGGCUCAAUAGUCACCGUGUCCGGCCCACUGUUGUCUUAUCCUACCCUCUCAACAUUGAGUCUAACCCCCAUUCUCGUGGCCUACCGCUCGCCUUCUCUACCUGCAUCAGAGCUGCCGGCGUUCAAGAAGGGUUUUUCGCGAGUGCGGGAGAGUAAAAUGGUGCCAGAGGGGGGCAUGCCAGCGUCCAGGACAGAAUGGGAACCCAUCAUGCGGUUCUGGAGCGACAAUCUAUGUCGCAGACAGGUUGAGGGUGUUUACGAAGUCUUGAGCGGCACGUCUGGUUGA